Perkinsus marinus ATCC 50983 is the source of this 987-nucleotide messenger RNA. RefSeq lists its product as hypothetical. Gene Ontology annotation, cellular component: tRNA methyltransferase complex; cytosol; nucleus. NCBI's taxonomy places the organism in Eukaryota, Perkinsozoa, Perkinsida, Perkinsidae. The transcript is spliced from 3 exons. Gene Ontology annotation, biological process: RNA (guanine-N7)-methylation. The record is from RefSeq and is a predicted model, not a curated record. The coding region runs from base 1 to 987 and encodes 328 amino acids. Gene Ontology annotation, molecular function: tRNA (guanine(46)-N7)-methyltransferase activity; protein binding.
AUGGCCGAUCCCGGUGGUGAAGCAUCGACCAGUCUUCAGCAUCCGUCCCUCUUGCAAUGCGUAUCCCCUGCGAUGAGCAGUGGAGAGGUUGUGGUCUGGGCAGUGGGCAAACACGUAUUUAGAUAUGCUACCAAUACCCGACGUGGUAAGAUGGUUGAUGGAGAGCACACUGAUACCGUAAGGGCUAUUGCGCAUUCUAAUAGAGGAUUGUGGUCUACUGCGGGAGAUGACAAACAGGUGAUUCUCUGGGACGAAGGCUUCGAACAUGUCCUGGCUCGGUACACUCAUCGUAAGAAGAUAACAACAGCAGUGUUCGAUCCUGAUGGUCGACUGAUUAUUGGUGAUAAAUAUGGCGAAGUGUGGAGGCUCACACCAGUAGAGACCACUAGCCAGAUUGGAGAGCCACGACACAUCGAGUUCGCCCAGGCCCCGCCUAACUCGAUGGAACCAGAGGCUCAGGGGUGUGCUGAACUACUCUUUGGUCACCUUGCUGUAGUGACUGCUAUGGAAUGCAUUCAGACCCAUGGGUAUCUGUUCACCGCUGAUCGCGACGAGAAAAUACGUAUGUCGUUGUAUCCGUCUUACCAAGUCAUACACGCCUUUAUGUUGGGCCACACUGAAUACGUCUCUGCCCUGCAUUACAGUCCUCAAUACGAGCAGGUGAUCUCGACCUCUGCGGAUGGUACCAUUAGGAGGUGGUCGCUCUCUACAGGGCAACAGGUUGGAGCAGCCUUCCAUGUUGAUCCUACUAGCAAGCGUGCGGUAAUAGCUUGCUCUGCUUAUGACUAUACCUGCGAUAAGAUAUACUAUGUUUGCGAGAAUAGUCCCACCGUUGUGGUCACACUAGGUCUCCCUGGUGCCCCUGAGACGGGAGCUGAGAUUACAAUAGAAGCACUGGUUGCCUCUUCCAAGCUACUAGUGGCCGCAUACUCUUUCAGCCUGAUGCCACUCUACUUGUUGGGGAUACUUCUACAGAGUCUAUGGUAA